GGACGUCACGUGAGGGUCCAGGGCGGCCCUGUUGCCUGGCGACGGCUUUGGGCUCCGAGCCUCAGCCGCAACCCUCCAGGCCUUCAUUACGAGAAGCCCUGGCCAUGGCCACGUCGGCUGACGCGCCCUUCUCUGUGGGCAACGGGGUGCCUGAGACUGAGAAGAGCGCGGGAGAGGCCGAGACCACCUAUAUUCUGCGGCCUGUUUUUCAGCAAAGGUUCAGGCCCUCUGUCGUUAAAGACUGUAUCCAUGCUGUGCUCAAGGAAGAGCUGGCAAAUGCUGAAUAUUCUCCGGAAGAAACGCCUCAGCUCACGAAAUGUUUGUCAGAAAACAUUAAAGAUAAAUUAAAAGAAAUGGGAUUUGACCGAUAUAAAAUAGUGGUGCAAGUAGUGAUUGGAGAACAAAGAGGUGAAGGAGUGUUCAUGGCUGCUCGAUGUUUCUGGGAUGCUGACACUGACAACUACACUCAUGACGUUUUCAUGAAUGACAGUUUAUUCUGUGUUGUAGCAGCAUUCGGCUGUUUCUACUAUUGAGUCUUUGGGAAAAGAUACGACUAUGAAGAAAUCUCAACUUUUUUAUAUUGUUAAAUAUCUUGACAAAAUAAAGAUAAAUUGAUAGUUUGGCAACUGAA
Messenger RNA from Carlito syrichta (Philippine tarsier), 631 nucleotides. It is a transcript of the gene DYNLT2B, whose product is annotated as Tctex1 domain containing 2. Gene Ontology annotation, molecular function: dynein intermediate chain binding. Gene Ontology annotation, biological process: microtubule-based movement. The transcript is spliced from 5 exons. The coding region runs from base 105 to 533 and encodes 142 amino acids. The record is from RefSeq and is a predicted model, not a curated record. Lineage: Eukaryota; Metazoa; Chordata; Mammalia; Primates; Tarsiidae. Gene Ontology annotation, cellular component: cytoplasmic dynein complex; cytoplasm.